UCCACAUAUUUUCCAUAUUAGUUCAGCGCUGCGGGGAUUCCCAGCCGGACGGAGAAGCGGCCCCGGAGCCACCCACCAUGCCGGGCAAGGAGAAACGCACGGAGCAGCGGGCCCCCCCGACCCCCAAGAAAGGGGCCAAAGACGGACGGGAAGAGUCGCACACUUGCUGCGGCUGUCGCUUCCCCCUGCUCGUCGCUCUGUUGCAGCUCAGCCUGGGAGUCGCAGUCGCAACACUGAGCUUCACCAUGGCCUCCAACUGCCCCUCCCUGCCUGCCCGGGACACCCCGUACUGGGCCGGUAUCUGUGUGGGCGCGGUGGCGGUGCUGGGCCUGGUUCUGCUGUGCCUGCCCUACCAGCCUGACGAGAAGACUUCAUGCCAGUUUGUACUGAAGUUGCUCUACUUCCUGCUCAGCGCCCUGGGCCUCAUUGUGUGCGUCACGGCGGUGGCAUUCGCCGCCCAUCACCACUCCAACAUCUCCCGGUACAGUUGCCAUAUGGCCUCGGGCUCGUGCCACUGCACCAUGGACUCGUCGGACCCUCUGAGUCGGACCUUCCAGUACCAGAACGUGACCGACUGCGACGCCGUCACCGGCACCAUGAAGCUCUUCGUCCUGCUCCAAAUGUGCCUGAACCUGCUGCUGGGCCUGGUCUGCCUGGCUGCCUGCUUUGUCAUGUGGAAGGACCGGUACCAAGUGUUCUAUGUGGGUCUGUGGCUCCCUGCCCCCGGCACCGGCGCCGCCCAGCAACAGAAAGUAUAGGAUUUAACCCUCCGGGGGCUGCAAAACCAAAAGGAACUCACAACUCACAACAAUGCCAUAAAUGAAAGCUUUCCGGGCAGGGGGUGGGGUUCAGCCCACAAGCAGAAAAGAAUGUGUGUGUUUUGCACUGGGCUUCUUUCCUGUUAAUCGCUAAGCAUAUUCUACAGGGGGGGUCAUGUAAUGUGUGGGACCCCAAAUUAUCCGAUUAUAUGUUGGGGGUUUAUGUUGGGGGUAAUAAUUAAACUGUUUCAUUUAUUGCCCCCUCAGUACCUUCUGCCUCCCCUCUGGGCUGGUAGCCGUGCCGCCAUGAGGCCGACGCAGCAAUAAUGGACUUUCCCAGAAGCCACUGCUUUCACCGAGCACCUUGUGUGUGUGAUUGUGUUACUCUUAUUAUAAAGGAUCCUUUGCUACA
Molecule: messenger RNA, 1170 nt
Organism: Xenopus tropicalis (tropical clawed frog)
Lineage: Eukaryota; Metazoa; Chordata; Amphibia; Anura; Pipidae
Gene: sspn
Product: sarcospan
Exons: 3
Coding region: 78-758 (226 amino acids)
Cellular component (GO): membrane; dystrophin-associated glycoprotein complex; plasma membrane
Source: RefSeq, a predicted model, not a curated record